UGUCAAUAUGUACGUGUUAUUUCUGUAAACGAACGAUGUAGUCAAGUGGAAAGACUAACCACACUCACAUACACGAGAAAGUAGUGUAUUGCAGUAGAUAAAUCAAAUAUCGUAAACACUUGACCAAUAUUCUCUUUUAUGUUUCUUUUUUUUCGCUACGAUGACAGAUUUUUUUUUGAAAUUGUGUAGGUUGAAGAUUAAGAACUAUUCAAUGGUCACCACAUUCCAAAUUCAGCUAAACGAAAGCAACAACGAACAAAAUAACAGAGAUAUGGCAUCUGGAAUUGUUGAUGUAUAUAAAAUACAUAUGUAACAUUUAUGUAGACAGAAAGAGAUGUUGAAGUUGAAAUAUAUUUAAACAAUGAAUGACUGAGUUCACCUCAGCCCACCGGCAUGAAUUCAACAAUUUUGACAUUUAAUGUUACCAACUUGACAGAUUCAAACAUUUUAUGAUUACAUUUUCCGAAUGUCAAAUCAUAAAAGAGACUAGCAAAUUCAUUUAUUGUUUCAAAGUUAAAGUGGAAAUUUCUUCAUUUUUACACAUUCAAUUGGCUUCAAAAACUGUGUUAACCUACGAAUAUCCAUGAAUUAAAAAUGUAUUGUUGCACGUGUUAAUAUACUUGCAGUAGAUCGUUCAAUUACUUCAAAAUACCUUCGGAAAAUCUCUUCCUUUGUUUACUUUGUUACGGAGUCUUUCAAUGCAAAAAAAAAUAUGCAUUCGAAUUAUUUUUUAUACACAAAUGAUGCUCCAAUUAAUGCCAAUGUGAGCAUUGUCAAUGCAAAACAUGAGAUAGCUUCAUCAGUUACACAUCAUAUUGCCACAAUACCGGCCAAUGCAAAUGUAAUUCGACCACAUCACUCGGCCACCAACUCUUCGUCACAUUCAAUGCAACAACCAAAUAUUCAUAUGUGUCAGAUUUGUUGUCAAAUAUUUCAAAAAUCCAGCAGUCUAAAGAAGCACAUGAGAAUUCAUCAAGUGAGUUCUCGCGACAGUGAUAAUAGUCCAUACAAGUGUAAUGCAUGCAAAAUCGAUUAUCUCAAUGCUGUUACGUUUGAGGAGCACAUAAAAUCGGAACAUGGUCAACCACAAGCCCUGAAAUGUGUAGAUUGUGGAUGUUUUCGAGCAGUUGAACUGACUGCAUUGCAACCAUUUCGGUGUGCGGGAUGUGCACAACGAAAAUCGGAGACUUAUGAUUCAAGUAUUACCUCAAGCCAAAAUGCAACCCAAUCACAACCAGUUCAUGUGAACCAAAUAAAAUCGACCAAAGUUGAUAUGGACGCACUCGUUCAAAAUAUGCGUUCGCCGAGCGAAUCAAAUGGACGACGACGUAAACUUCAUCAAUGCUCCGAAUGCGAUAAAUGCUAUAAACACCAAAGCACACUGGCAAUGCACAAAAAAAUUCACACCGGAGAAUUUAAAUACAAAUGUCAAUAUUGCCAGAAAGAAUUUUAUUUGGCCGAAUAUUAUAACAGACAUAUGAGAGUUCAUACAAAGGAAAAGCCCUAUCAAUGUGAGGUUUGUGACAAAAGUUUUUCGCAGUCAAACACCUUAAUUCAGCACAAAAGAAUUCACACCGGCGAGAAACCAUAUGUAUGUACAAUAUGUAGUAAAGCGUUCAGCGUAAGAGAUUAUCUACUAAAACACAUAAGAGUCCAUACCGGUGAAAAGCCUUUUGAAUGCGAAAUAUGUGGAAAAAAAUACUCACAACGCAGCGGAUUAAAAAGCCAUCAAAAGUCUCAUUAUCCUGAUCAACAUCUGCUCAAUGGAUCUCAGUCACAAUCUCAACAUUUGAACCUAAUUUGAAAAUACAAAAUUCGCCACACAAACAACAAAUAUGAUAUGACAAUGUAAAACGAUUACAAAUCGCUAUCAAGAAAUUGUAUACUUUAUGUAGAAUUUUACUUAAAUACUCACUUCGUAUAUAAGAUAUGAUUUAAAUAAAAUUUCACACCUCAUUUCAUCAA
Contarinia nasturtii (swede midge) is the source of this 1965-nucleotide messenger RNA. Its product is annotated as zinc finger protein 879-like. The record is from RefSeq and is a predicted model, not a curated record. Gene Ontology annotation, cellular component: nucleus. NCBI's taxonomy places the organism in Eukaryota, Metazoa, Arthropoda, Insecta, Diptera, Cecidomyiidae. The transcript is spliced from 5 exons. The coding region runs from base 713 to 1804 and encodes 363 amino acids.